This is a messenger RNA of Teleopsis dalmanni, 1362 nucleotides long. Its product is annotated as GTP-binding protein 10 homolog. Gene Ontology annotation, molecular function: GTPase activity; magnesium ion binding; GTP binding. NCBI's taxonomy places the organism in Eukaryota, Metazoa, Arthropoda, Insecta, Diptera, Diopsidae. The record is from RefSeq and is a predicted model, not a curated record. Bases 108 to 1259 code for a protein of 383 amino acids. Gene Ontology annotation, cellular component: mitochondrion. The transcript is spliced from 3 exons.
CUGGCAACACUGCAUAAACAAAAAUCAGCUGUUUUUGUUUUGAUUUGUGCUCACGUUGUUCAGCGGGCACCGGUCGAAAUACGUGAAUAAAAUAAAAUUUAUUAAGAAUGGUGCAAUUGUUUAAAUUUCUACUGAAAUCUACUAAAAAACCAAUACGUGCACAUUUACGCGGAAGUUUUAUUGAUAGCUUACGUUUAAACGUACAUGCUGGUCACGGUGGAAAUGGCUUACCACAAUAUGGAGGCAUUGGAGGACAAGGUGGAUGUAUUUAUUUUGUGGCAAAAGAAAAUACAACAAUGCGAAAGGUAGCACAAACAUUUAAAGAGAAACGCAUUACAGCUUCAAGUGGUGAGGAUAGCAGCAAACUACGACUGCUUGGUAGGCGAGGCCAUGAUGAACGUAUUGAAGUUCCAAUUGGUGUACAAGUUAUUGAUGAGAAUGGAAAAAUCAUUGGAGAAUUGAAUGAAGAAAAUGCAACAUGCAUUGCAGCAGGUGGUGGUAUGGGAGGCUGUGUUGGUACAAACUUUUUGGGAAAGCCAGGUGAAAAUCGAAUGAUAAAUUUAGAUUUAAAGCUUAUAGCAGAUGUUGGGCUUGUUGGUUUUCCCAAUGCUGGUAAAAGUACACUUCUAAAAGCAAUCUCAAAUGCUAAGCCAAAAAUUGCAUCAUAUCCAUUCACAACUAUACGUCCACAAAUUGGUACGAUUGGAUAUUCAGAUUUGCGCACUAUAACAAUAGCAGAUUUACCAGGCUUGAUUGAAGGAGCACAUGCAAAUUACGGCAUGGGACAUAAAUUUCUUAAACAUAUUGAACGUACACGUCUGCUUUUGUUAAUAGUUGACGUCUUUGGUUUUAGAUUGAGUCCAAAGCACGCACAACGCAAUUGUUUGGAGAAUAUCUAUGCGCUUAAUAAGGAAUUGGAAUUAUAUGAUGAAAGUCUAUUGGAGAAGCCUUGCGUAUUGUUGCUAAAUAAAUUGGAUUUAGACGGUGCAGAAGGGAUUGUAAAGAAAUAUAAACCAUUUAUAAAAAAUUUAGAGAUAGGACUUGAACAAUGUCCUGAAAGUAUAAGACCGACGAAAUUAAUAAAAUUCGAAGAAAUUAUGACUAUUUCAGCGAAAAAUUCUGCACGAGUGAAUAAGGUGAAAGAUGAAUUGAGGAAUGUCUUGGAUAGGUUAGCUGAAAGUGAAAGCGUGCCAGAUGAAGAGGAAUUGCGCUUAAGUUUACAACGAAGAGUGGCGGAGCGAGGCCCAAAAGUAACAUAAACUUUACUGUUUAGUAUAUAUGUAGUCUUAAAGCAAAAAGUGUGUCAUUUUUAGAAAGUUAUUUGAUUGUAAUAUAUAUUAAAAUUUAAAGAUUUGAUUUAAU